AUGGGUAUGGACAGCUUGCAGGUGACGCCAAUCUCACAGGCAAACGCCAACCAGCGCCGAGGGCGUGCAGGGCGAACUGGACCUGGCGCGUGUUGGCGGUUGUACACAGAGAGUGCCUUCGUUUCUGAGAUGCUGCAAAUGACCAUCCCGGAGAUACAGCGCACGAAUCUUGCCAACGUAGUCCUGCUGCUGAAGUCCAUGGGGAUCAAAGAUUUGCUGUCCUUCGGCUUCAUGGACCCUCCGCCGCAGGACACCAUCUUGAACUCUUUGUUUCAGCUUUGGAUGCUCGGUGCGCUUGACAACCUCGGCGACAUUACCUCCCUCGGUAACAAGAUGGCGCAGUUCCCUUUGGAUCCGCCCCUAUCAAAGAUGCUCAUCGUGGGUGAGGAGCUAGGAUGCAGCGAGGAGAUCAUGACCGUGGUGUCGAUGCUCUCCGUUCCGUCGAUCUUCUUCAGACCGAAGGAUCGUGCAGAUGAAAGCGAUGCAGCAAGGGAGAAGUUCUUCGUGCCUGAGAGUGAUCAUCUGACAUUCCUUAAUGUGUACCAGCAGUGGGCCCACAAUGGUUAUAGCGCCAGAUGGUGUGGCGACCACUUCGUUCACCAGAAGUCGCUGAAGAAAGUACGGGAAGUGCGGGGACAGCUCGAAGAGAUCAUGCAGCAGCAGAGAUUGCAGAUCAAUUCCAUCGGCACGGACUGGGACAUCGUUCGCAAAGCUAUUUGCGCUGGGUACUUCCACAACGCUAGCAAGCUGCGAGGCAUUGGCGAGUACGUCAAUCUCCGGUCACGCAUCCCUGCGAACUUGCAUCCGACGAGCUCAUUGUAUGGCUUGGGCUACACUCCUGACUAUGUCGUCUACCACGAGGUCAUGUACACGGUCAAGGAGUAUAUGCAGACGGUCACAGCGGUGGAUCCCUACUGGCUUGCAGAGCUCGGCCCCAUGUUCUUUUCCGUCAAGGAAUCCAGCUCCGACUUCCACGCGAAGCAGCGGCAGGAGCAGGAAGAGAGACGGCAGAUGGAGUACCAGCAGAAGCUUCGAGAUGACCUGGAGCGCCAGGCGAAGCAAGAAGAGGCUGAGGCGCUUGUUCGAAGCGGUGGUCAGGUAGUAGAGGUGGGUAAGAAGCGCGCGCCACGGGACAACCUCAGGAAGCUCAAAAGCAGUGACGCCAUUGAGCAGGAGGAGCGUCCCAAAGGCAAGGUUUCCGGCCCCUCUGUCGUGGGCAAUGACUCUGACUCUGACAGUGCAGCCGCUAAACGCCGGCGGGCAGCAGGACGCAAGCCGCGAGUGCGCUCCGCGUGGGCUGCCGCUGGUUGA
Messenger RNA from Symbiodinium pilosum, 1311 nucleotides. The record is from the annotation of a GenBank genome assembly. Lineage: Eukaryota; Dinophyceae; Suessiales; Symbiodiniaceae.